UUGCCGUCACCAUGGUGCGCAUGAAUCUCCUGGCAGAUGCUCUCAAGAGUAUCAACAAUGCUGAGAAGAGAGGCAAACGCCAGGUCCUCAUCAGGCCAUGCUCCAAAGUCAUCGUUCGGUUCCUAACUGUGAUGAUGAAGCACGGUUACAUUGGUGAAUUUGAGAUCAUUGAUGAUCACAGAGCUGGGAAAAUUGUUGUGAACCUCACAGGCAGGUUGAACAAGUGUGGAGUGAUCAGCCCUAGAUUUGAUGUGCAACUUAAAGACCUAGAAAAAUGGCAGAACAAUCUGCUCCCAUCCCGUCAGUUUGGCUUCAUUGUACUGACAAUCUCAGCUGGCAUCAUGGACCAUGAAGAAGCAAGACAAAAACACACAGGAGGCAAAAUCCUGGGAUUUUUUUUUCUAGAGAUGUAAAGCAUAAAUAAAAAGCCUCCGUGGGAAAAAA
Molecule: messenger RNA, 444 nt
Organism: Psammomys obesus (fat sand rat)
Lineage: Eukaryota; Metazoa; Chordata; Mammalia; Rodentia; Muridae
Product: 40S ribosomal protein S15a-like
Exons: 1
Coding region: 12-413 (133 amino acids)
Biological process (GO): translation
Cellular component (GO): ribosome; cytosolic small ribosomal subunit
Molecular function (GO): structural constituent of ribosome
Source: RefSeq, a predicted model, not a curated record